GGAGAUCUAAUUGGGGCUUACCAGUACCUGAAGGGGGCCUACAGGAAAGCUGGUGAGGGACUGUUUAUCAGGGAGUGUAGUGACAGGACAAGGGGUAAUGGGUUCAAGCUGAAGGAGGGUCGAUUUAGAUGAGAUGUUAGAAAGAAAUUCUUUACUGUUAAGAAUGGUGAGGUACUGGAACAGGCUGCCCAGAGAGGUUGUGGAGGCCCCAUCCCUGGAAGUGUUUAAGGCCAGGUUGGAUGAGGCUUUGGGCAAUGUGGUCUAGUGGAGGGUGUCCCUGCCCGCAGCAGGGGGGUUGGAACUAGAUGAUCUUUAAGGUCCCUUCCAACCCAAAGCAUUCUAUGAUUCUAAAAAGCCACAGCUGAGCUGAUGUGUGCAAGCAGGAGAGGUCUCCUGAGGCCCCUUCCUACCAAAACUCCUGUGAUUCUACAAAAAUGGGGCAUUGGGUUCUCUGCUUUCUUUUCCUCUUUAAAAUAAAGAUAAUGCUCAACCAGACUUCCAGGGUUCAACAAGUAAGAAAACAAGCAAAUAACCCCCCAAGCAAAAAAGCAAGCAGACAAACAAAUAAAACCCUAAGUAAGCAAGCAAGCAAACAAAACCCCCAAAUGACAAAUGAGUCUUCUUUAUUUAAUUCUCCAGCUUGCAGUCAGCCUCAUGAUUUGUGGGGAUUUAAUAUUGGGGUUUUUUAAUGUUUUUGGCAUUGGCCGGUAAUUUGUAGUCUGAGUGGAGUUACAUGUGAACAUUUGCUGGCUCAGUCUCUAUAAAUUUGCAGCACCUGGUGCAGUAGAGAAAAUGGCUCAGCUAGAGGUGUUGAUAAGGGCAACUCUAGUUGCAUGUAAGACCUAUGCUUGGUUCAGAAUCUGUAUAAAUCUACUACAAGAAGCAUGAGGACUUGGAAAUAGCUGUUCUGCUGUAAGCUUCAUUUGAAGCCUCCAAAAAGAAAAAGUGCCUGUCAUGAAGGAUUAAAAGUCAUCUCUUCCAAGCCACCAGAGGCAAUAAAGGUGAAAGAAAGGAAACAGUUAAAGAGUUGAAGAGUUUGUCACGUGCUCUUGUUUGGGGCAAUGUCUGCUUUCACCCUGCUGGGAUUCUCAAGCCGGUCUUUGCUGUGAUGGUCCUUGAUGCAAUAAGCCCACCUGGGACAAGGCUGAAGAACAAGAUCUGUGGUUUGAUUUGAUGUGUGAUUACCUUUAAUCCUGCCUGCCUGGCAGCCUGCAGUAAAUCACUCCAUGAGUGCUAUGAAUACAAAAGCCAGCUCUGGAGUUGAGGAAGGAGCCUCAGGAAUGAGGAGCAAGACCCUGGAUGAGAGCAGCCACUCAGGAGAGGUCAAGAGAGGACAAGUGAUCCUUGUUGCCUACCUGAUUGCUACCCUAGAUCUGACCUUCCUGUUCAUGCAGAUGGGAGUCAUGCCUUACUUGGCAAAGAGCCUAGGUUUGGAUUCAGUGGGGUUUGGCUACCUCCAGACAACCUUUGGUGUCCUCCAGCUCAUGGGAGGUCCCAUUUUCGGAAGGUUUGCAGAUCAGUUUGGCACCCGAGCCGCCUUAAUUCUCUCCUGUGCAUCUGGAAGUGCCUUCUUCCUGCUCAUGUCCAUUUCCACCAGCAUCCCCAUCCUCUUCCUCUCCAGACUGCCAGCAGUGUUCAUGCACGGGCUACCGGGUGCUCAGAAGGUUAUUACAGAUAUGACUACUCCUUCACAACGUGCUGAUGCUUUGGGGAAGCUGGGUCUGUGCUUUGGAAUAGGCAUCAUCAUUGGCUCUGCCCUGGGAGGUGUCCUCUCCACCAAAUUUGGCAUUUUUGUUCCUAUGUAUGUCGGGCUGGUGGGUAAUCUCAUAAAUACCAUGAUAGCAAUGGUUUGGAUCCCUUCGCAGGCUAAACCAAAGUCAGACAAUCGUGUGACAGAGCACAGCACGUCACAGUCUGGCAGCGUGUUUAGCAUCAGAGAAAUCCUACGCCUGAUGAAGUUUCCAGGAGUGAUGGAAGUUUUCAUAGUCAAGGUCUUUGCUGGACUUCCCAUAGGUUUGUUCCUGAUUAUGUUUUCCAUCAUCUCUAUGGAUUUCUUUGGCUUGGAAGCAGUAGAGUCUGGAUACCUGAUGUCAUAUUUUGGUGUCCUUCAAAUGGUUGUCCAGGGUCUGGUUGUUGGAAAACUCACUAACCACUGUACAGAGAGGACCUUGCUCAGGCUCAGCGUCUUCGUCUUCGCCGGUGUGGGACUAGGCAUGGCCCUAAUGAGGACCGUGUGGCACUACUGCAUCGUUGCGGUGCCGCUGGUGUUCGCCUUCAGCACACUGGGCACCAUCACUGACAGCAUCCUCACCAAGGCCGUCCCCUCCUCUGACACCGGUACCAUGCUCGGGAUAUGCGCCUCAGUGCAGCCCUUGACCCGGACGGUGGGCCCAACCAUUGGUGGAGUUUUAUACAAACAAUUUGGAGUUUCCUCCUUUGGCUAUUUACAGUUAAUUGUCAAUAUAGGUUUGUUUGUUUACCUCUUAAAGAGUGAAAUCCCACUGAGAGAGCUGAAAAGCCAAUAAUUCAGUUGCAAGAAAGUAACCCCCUUACUUUUUCCAUAAAGAUGUUCUUGAGGUUUUUUUUAAUCCAUAA
This is a messenger RNA of Grus americana (Whooping crane), 2595 nucleotides long. It is a transcript of the gene SLC67A1, whose product is annotated as solute carrier family 22 member 18. The record is from RefSeq and is a predicted model, not a curated record. Lineage: Eukaryota; Metazoa; Chordata; Aves; Gruiformes; Gruidae. Gene Ontology annotation, biological process: transmembrane transport. Gene Ontology annotation, molecular function: transmembrane transporter activity. Bases 1227 to 2525 code for a protein of 432 amino acids. The transcript has 11 exons.